UGUUUCUGCGGUCUAAAGUGCCCUCUUUAUUGGCUAUAGUGGAGCACUGGAGCCAUGAGUGAUGGGGAGAUGAUAGAGCUGCCCCUGAGCCAGGGCAAGUUUGAGCAGAUUUGGGGGCACCUAGGAUUUGGUGAGCUGAUCAAGGAGCUGCCUCGUACAAACAGUGAUGCUUGGCUUACUGCUGCAUUGCCCGAUGGCCCUGCUUUCACAGAUGGCUUUGACCUGGAUCUCCCAGAGAACACUGACACUGCUGUUCCUGCACCUGAUGUGGCCCCAGUUGUGGACAACCUCCCACCUCCUGCAACUGUAGUGCCCUCCAUCUCUGACUAUCCUGGGGAAUAUGAUUUCCAGUUACGCUUUAAUCAGUCCAGCACUGCAAAGUCAGCCACAUCCACAUAUUCUCAGCUACUGAAUAAGCUGUACUGUCAGCUUGCAAAAACAUGUCCUGUGGAUGUGCUGGUGGGCAGAGAACCACCUAAUGGUGCCAUGCUGAGAGCCACAGCAAUUUAUAAGAAAUCGGAGCAUGUUUCUGAGGUGGUAAUCCGCUGCCCACACCACCAGAGUGUUGCUGAGAAUAACGAAGGUAUUUCUCACCGUAGUCAUCUCAUCCGUGUGGAGGGUAGUCAAAAAAUACAGUACCACCAGGAUCUAAACACCAAGAGGCAUAGUGUGACGCUGCCUUACGAGUCCCCGCAGCUGGGUUCAGUGGUAACCACCAUACUACUGAAUUUCAUGUGCAAUAGCAGCUGUAUGGGUGGGAUGAAUAGGAGGCCAAUUCUCACCAUACUGACCCUGGAGACAUUCGACAAACAGGUCCUUGGUCGCCGAUGUUUUGAAGUUCGAGUGUGUGCAUGUCCAGGCCGUGACCGCAAAACGGAGGAAGACAACCUGAAAAAGAUUAAUGGGGAGAUGGUUCCUAGGACAAAGAGAAAGCGUCAGGUUUCUGAUCAGUUAAAAGAGCCGCUCCCUGCUGCUGGUCUUGCGUGCAAGAAGAUCAAGGCUGACUCCAGUUCUGACGAAGACCUCUACGUUCUUCAUGUACGGGGCAAAGAGCGUUUUCAAAUGCUGAAAACUAUAAACGCUAGUUUGGAGCUUAUGCACAUGAUGCCUGUUGCUGACCAAGAAAAGUACAGACAAAAACGACACGCCUCAAAACAUGAUCAAUCCUGUCUGCAGCCGAAGAGUGGCAAAUCUUAAAAGAUUCAGAAUAAAUGGCUUUUUAAAAUGUUAUUUUAUAUGCACAAAAAAAAUCUGUGUUCUGCUUCUCGUUGUUCUGAAGGUGGGGUAACCUGU
Messenger RNA from Rhinichthys klamathensis goyatoka, 1293 nucleotides. Its product is annotated as cellular tumor antigen p53-like. Gene Ontology annotation, biological process: apoptotic process; regulation of transcription by RNA polymerase II; protein tetramerization. The coding region runs from base 55 to 1197 and encodes 380 amino acids. Gene Ontology annotation, cellular component: nucleus. NCBI's taxonomy places the organism in Eukaryota, Metazoa, Chordata, Actinopteri, Cypriniformes, Leuciscidae. The transcript is spliced from 10 exons. Gene Ontology annotation, molecular function: RNA polymerase II cis-regulatory region sequence-specific DNA binding; DNA-binding transcription factor activity, RNA polymerase II-specific. The record is from RefSeq and is a predicted model, not a curated record.